GAGAAAGUCAGCUGACUUGUUGCAGUCACUUCCUGUGUUGAGUGGGGAAGGGGAGGAGAGGCAGCGCUGGAGGACUUUUUAAAAAGAGAAGGUCAUAGAUUCAACAGCUGCCUUUAGAAGAAUCUGGUAGAGGAGGAAGGCGAUCCACUGGUCCAGGUGGAGGCUGUAUGGAGAGGAAGGGAAGAUGAGGGGAGAACUGGACUCACCCACUCCAGAAGAAAGAAAAGGCCCUGUUGCCACGGAGGCUGGGAGCAGAAGGGAACUGUGGGAAGGAACCUUGCAGAAGAGCCUGGGAGAGGAUUUUCCCCCUUCAGACGUGCAGCGACAGCAAUUCUGGCACUUACGUUACCAGGAGGCUGAAGGGCCCCGAAAGGUCUGCAGCGAACUCCACCACCUUUGCCUCCAGUGGCUGAAGCCAGAAAGGCACAGCAAGAAGGAGAUCCUGGACCAGGUGAUCCCGGAGCAGUUCCUGGCCAUCCUGCCCCCAGAGAUGGAGAGCUGGGUCAGGGAAUGCAGGCCAGAGACCAGUUCCCAGGCAGUGGCCCUGGCAGAAGGGUUCCUCCUGAGCCAUGCAGGUGACAAGAAUCGAGGCCAGGAGUUUUCCUUUGUGGGACCUCCACUUCUCUUUCAAGUUCAGGAAAGGAUCAACUUUUGCCACGGAGCAACAUUUCUAGAUGAGACUGUGAACCCAACAAUAUAUUCUUUGCCAUAUGUUUGCAGCAGAGAAACAUCAACUUCUAUAUGGCCAGAGCAGGGUCCGGUGACCUUUGAGGAGGUGUCUGUUCAUUUCACUGAGGAGGAGUGGGUUCUACUGGAUGUGGAAAAAAGAAGCCUUCACAAGGAAGUCAUGGAGGAGAAUUUUCAGAAUGUGGCCUUUCUGGCAUGGUCUGGAGUUAAUGUGUAACAACUACACUUGACCACGGAAGUAGGCCAUAACGCUGAAAUGUGGUUGGUCAAGGUCACAUAAGGUCUUUGUACUGAGGCUAUAUUUUGCGCUGUAUUAGUUUUUCUAAAACCAUUUUGUAAUAAGUACAUGUAUUUGUGUGUGCUGUAUAUUUAGC
This is a messenger RNA of Eublepharis macularius, 1061 nucleotides long. RefSeq names its product neurotrophin receptor-interacting factor 2-like. Gene Ontology annotation, biological process: regulation of DNA-templated transcription. Lineage: Eukaryota; Metazoa; Chordata; Lepidosauria; Squamata; Eublepharidae. The record is from RefSeq and is a predicted model, not a curated record. The coding region runs from base 185 to 904 and encodes 239 amino acids. The transcript is spliced from 6 exons.